CCAGAUUUAAUUAUAUCGAUCAAUACGACAGGUGGUAUUCAUUAUAAACGAAAGGCGGAUGACAACAUACAUGAAAAAGUUAUAGAGGUAUUGACGACGGGAUUGGCUACUGCGGCAAGGACAGCAAGUAUAAGUAGUCCAAACAAAGUUACAUUUUAAGCUGACGGAAUGUUUUCUGAUGCCUUCUAUAGACGCUUGGAUAACAACUUCAGGGCUAAAUAGGGCUACCGUUCAGUGGGUUGGUGAAGCAUUGACCAAUGAUACUUAUGGUGUCGAUGUACCUUGUAUAGGUUUUUGUAGUUGGGGAUACACUGCAGACUUUCUGAUUCUGCUCCAGCAAAUUUUUUUACGUUUGCUAUAUGUGUAUUUAGAUAAUGAUUUACUUGCCGAUAUUCUACCACCUGUUACAACAAUGCUGUCAAUGUUGCCAUUGUCAUCCAAUCGUGUUGAGAAUUAUAUUAAGCAAUAUCCAAGAAAAGGAAAUCAUAGUAAUUUAGACAAAACAUUGUUUCGUAACUGUGAUUUAGAACCAAAUCAUACACAUUUUCUGUUAUUUGAUGAUAACACGUCAGAUCGAAAAAACGUUAUAGAAGCACGUACAAAAAUUGAGCAGUUAUUUAGUACAAAUCUACGCCCACAUGAUCCUACGAGAGCUUAUUAUACUAAUAUACCAAUUGUAAUGAUAUUAAUUGGCGGCGAUUAUUGGUCGUUCGUAGCUUUAUGCGAGGCAGUAAAUGCCGGCACACCUGUUGUUAUUAUUAAACAUACCGAAGGUCUGGCUAAAAUCUUAACAAAAGUAUUUAAAUCAUUUAAUUUGAAUGAAAAACUUCGAGAUGAUAAUAUGAAAAAUGUUCAUGGUGAAGAUUAUGAAAAGAUAAUCAAAGAUUUAAAAUCGUUGAGUCCCACUUUUAAUGGGCAAACCGGAGUAGAUAUACAGGAGACUAAUAAAAUACUUGAAAAUAAUAUCGAAAUUUUACGUAAAAAUAAAAAUUUAAUUGUUAUAUUUGACGCUAACAAAGGACAUAAUCUGGAAGAUGCCAUUGCCCAUGCUUUGUUACAAAGUAUAUUGAAAAAACAAAAACAAGCCAUCGCUCAGUUAGAUGAAAAAAAAUUUGAUUUAACAAAGGUAGAAGAAAUACAAUGGGCCAUGGUUUGGAAUAAAGUCGAAUAUGCAAGAAAACAUAUUCUAAGUGAUGAAGAUGAAGAAUUUUCAUUAACUCAACGUUAUGUGGUAUGUAUGAGUGAUUCUGGAGAUUCUGAUGAAUUUGGUACUGUCUUACUUUAUCACACGAUCUUGUGUCCCUCCAGAGAUGGGCGACUCACCACUUUUUCGAGUCUGAGUCGAGUCCGAGUCAGUAGCCUUCAAGUCGAGGUGCGAGUCCGAGUCGCAUUAAAAAUUGGCAAGAGCCACUUCGAAUCAUUUUCUAGAGGAAAACUUCCUCCUGAUUCAUUUUUCUAAGAGCAGAUCUUCAAUCCUGCCAUGUGACGCAAUGUUCCACGUAGAAUAUUCUCAAUCUCUCUCUCUCUCUUCUGGUAUAUAACAAAUAUAAUAAACAUCGUCAAAACAAUCCCAAAUUGCACAUGACUGACUCGAAAGUGACUCGAGUCAGUUUAUUAAGCUUAUCGAGUCUUUCAUCCCGAGUCCGAGUUCGAGUCCUAGUCAUAGAAAAUGCGACUCGAGUCGCACACAGAGAUGGGCGAGUCCGAAUCGUGACUCUGAUUCGCCCAUCUCUGUGUUCCUCUCACUUAGACAGAAUCGCACUUGGCCAAAGGAGGGGUCUGUGUAAGGUCGGGGAUCGGCUCACUUUCUUUUCCGAGCAGAAAUGGUCCCAUAUGUAGUAAAAAUGUAUUUCUGUAAAGUCUCUACAAACUGAGCUAGUCAGAAUAUCUUGACUGGUGGGACCACUCACCAAAGAGAUACAAAAGAAACGUUGGAGUGCCGAAAACGCCUGUAGAAGACUCCUUUAGUCAUUUUUUCUGUCACAAUGGAAAAUUAUAUACCUUUCAAAAAUAUACCAUUAGGUAGCCCCUGUAAUUCUCUACACACUGAACUAGACAGAAUAUCUAGACAGGUGGGAUCCGUCGAUCAUUAAAGAUAUGCAGAAAAAGCGUUUUACUGUUAUAUGUGCAGCACGGUUUGUCAUGAUCAUGAGAACUUCUUUGUUUUUCAUUUUUCAGUAAAAGCCGGAACUAAUCUGAAUACUCUUUUGAACAGCCCGAAGAUUUUUCUGUCAGAUGAAGUGCAUAUCGCCAUUUUAUGAGAAAACUUGAUAUUAGGAUUUGUUGAAACCCUGAAGGCUAGAAAUCCAAGUCUCAGCUUUUCCUCCGAAAAUUUUUCAAACUACAUAGCCUGAUAGAGCAAAGAAUUCUGAGGAAAAUAAGGUAUCUCCCAGCUGUCCAUAACCCUUUUUCACCCAACUGCAGUCGAUUUAUGAAUGGUUACAUAGGUGGUGAAAAUUACCAAAAUAUUCUGGUAAAAAAGGGUUAUUGACAGCCGGGAGAUACCUUAUUUUCCUCAGAAUUCUUUGCUCUAUCAGGCUAUAGAGUAACACGGAGUUAUAGUUAAAGAGACACCCCUACUCAGACUCAAGUAAGAUACACAUUGUUCAUUUUCAACUUACGAGGGAACAUUCCCAAGUGAUACGCUCCGUUUCGAUUCAUUCAUAUCUCAUUCGAUAGAGUAUAUUGAGAUAAGAAAAAGGCUAAAAGGAUUUGUGCUCUUGACUCUUGAAGACCCAGUUU
Messenger RNA from Didymodactylos carnosus, 2742 nucleotides. The record is from the annotation of a GenBank genome assembly. Lineage: Eukaryota; Metazoa; Rotifera; Eurotatoria; Philodinida; Philodinidae.